AUCAUAUUUCCUGAACGAAUAUUUUCUUAGUUUCAUAAAGUUGUGAUAACUUUUUCAUGCUAUUUUAGUCUUUUAAGAUAACAAACAUAUUUUAAUAUUACCAGCAUGUAUGCUGCCGUUGAAAAUAAUGCAGGCAAUGUCCCUGCAUUUUUAAUUAAACUUUGGACACUUGUUGAGGACCCUACAACUGAUGAAUUAAUUCACUGGGACUCGGUGAGAACGUUAAGUACGGUUAAGAUAGGCUACAUAAUAAACAAGUUUUCCCAAAAUUUAUCGUCAGGGGUGGCUUUGUCCCUCUACUGAUGGUGGAUAUACGUGCUAAAUAAGUAUUCGAUCUUUAUAAUUAUAAAUAUUCCAUGUUUUGGGGGUCAGACCAGGCUAUAUUUACAAAAAUAAUAGGCGUAAAAGUAGGCUCAUUUAGUUUAGCAUUCCCAGAAGAACUCUGAUGCCAAAGCCAAAAAUAAAACCCAAAAGACCAAUGAUUAAAUUUAGUUUAUGAUUUAUCUAUUAUAAAAUAUGAGGACAAAACUAUAAGCCUGAUAUAAAUAUGCUAUAUAUAAACUCUAUUCCUAAUAUAACAUAUUAUUAACAUCAUUGAUAAUGAUACAUCAGUGUUGAGUGUUAAAUUUAACUAAAUAAUGGUUCAACUAGUUAACUAGUAUUCAAGAGUUAUCUCCUUCCCAUAUUUUUCUAAACCUUAACUUGAUGUAAAACACAGAUAGAUCAUAACUUUUUUGUUAACAUUUAGUUUACACUCCCAACUCAGAAAAAUUAGGCCCAUUUAGAAUUAGAUUUUUAAAAUUUAAUGAGGUUCAUUUGGUUAUUAAAUAUUAAGAGGAAUAAGCAGAUAUUUUAAUAUUUUCAUUGUGUGUCUUUACUCUUAGUUUUGUUAAUUUGUCUAUCAAUGUCAUUCAAUAUCAUGUAUAGAGAAUUGUCGGUUAAGACUCUUCCAAAAACAAAUCCUUAACUGUCACCAUAAUUUAAACUUUCAUUCAAAAUGAGGGAUGCAAUAGUAUUUUAGAACAUUUUUUAAAAAGCUAUAUGACUAUAUGCAGUGUUAAUUAUGCAUUAAAACUAUUAAAGUGUAAAACACAUUUAUAAUGUCAGUGAAUCAACCCCUGACCUAUGCAUCACAACACAAAUUAUACUAUUUGUUUGAGAUUAUAAAAUUUAUAUUGUUAUUAAGAAUCAUAAUGUUUGUAAAUUACUUUAUUUAAAAAAAAAAAAAAACAGUGAUGGGACAGAGGAAAAUUAAUAAACAAUUAUUUCAAAUUUUUCAACACAAUCAACUAUGUAUAAUUAGUUUAUAUUUUAUAUUUUCCAUAAAAGAUCAUGAAAUGAUUUCUAUUACCCUCACUUUCAAUGAAGAAAUUUGACAUUGUGCUCACUGAAACAAUGUAUAGAUCGUAAUCCAUCCAAAAACAAUGUAUAUGUUAUAAUCAAGCCAGAGUUGUCAUCCUUUUUUGUCUUCCCCUACAGCUGCUCAGUUGUAUGGUCACAUAAACAAGAUUUUAACAGCAUAUCCUACACUGAUCAGUGUCUAUCACUUCUAAUUGAUUCUAUGCUCUUGUAUCAUUUUGCUGUACUCAAUUUUUAUAAGCUUGGGUGGGUAAUAAGUUUUUCAAGAAGAUUUUUUUGUGUUAUUGCUGCUACUAACUGGCUUAAUCAAUUUCUUUUUACAAUGAAAAGGUGCAAGUUAUACCAGCUUUAUAAAUCCACUGACAUCAAAAUUAUUAAAUCAAUACAUUUGCAAACUUUUGUUAAAUUAAACAUUAUAUUUUAUUUUAGAGCGGUACAAGUUUUCAUGUGUACGAUCAGCAGAGAUUCUCUAGGGAAAUACUUCCUCUCUACUUCAAACACAACAAUAUUGCAAGUUUUAUUCGGCAGCUUAACAUGUGUAAGUAUUUAUAACUUCAAGGAAUGCAAUGGCAGUAUCAUUUUAUUUUCUGUUUUGAAAUGAGGUAACUUGUUAUUGUAUUUAUCGUUAAUAUUUUCUUCACCUUACAGUUGAUGAAUUUUUAGUUAAAACACAAUUCGAUACUUUAAAAUAUAUUUUUCUAUCAUUUGUUUAUCAGUCAAUUAUUGCGAAUUACAUUGCAGAUGGAUUCAGAAAAGUCACUCACAUAGAUCAAGGUGGCCUGAAAAUUGAAAAGGAUGAUUUACAAUUUCAGCAUCAGUUUUUUCAGCGGGGUGAGCAGGACAUGCUGCAGUUUAUCAAACGGAAGGUUAGUUCAGUUGUUUUAAUAAUAAAUAAAGUGUGGCUCAUGGAGUCCAAAAAUGACAUUGCAUUGAUUGUUAAUUUAUUUUAUAUGGCUUGUGUUGCUUUGAUGCAUUUGGUUUUUGUUUUAUUUUGUCAUUGAUUGAUUUAAUAAGUAAGAUGUUUUCCAUCAUAAAUAAUCAGUGCAUUUUUUAAUAUUUAUGAUGGAUGAUAUUUUCUUAAAUCUUUUAUGAUUAAUUUAAUUUUAUUUACUUUAAGGCUUUACUGAGAUAAUUUUGAGUCAAUGUUUUGGUGCCUUAGGAAAAUAAAUAACUUUCACAAUACUUAAAAUUUAAAUCCCCCACAAGAUGCUGAUUUUUCGUGUUAAAACAUGACCUUUUGUUCUAGGUGUCAAACCAAGCUGUCCGCACAACAGAUCACUUGGCCCCAUCGAAAACAGAUGAAGUGUCCCGGGUGUUGUCUGACAUGAAGCAAGUCAAGACCAAGCAAGAUUCGAUGGAUCAAAAUCUGGAGUAUAUCAAAAGGUUUCUGUGAUCAUCUUUGCUGUGGCAGAAUGUAAACUGAUUUGUGUUUUAAACAUUUUUAUUCGAGUCAAGGUAUAAUCUAAAAAAAAAAGAAUAAUUUAUCACUUGGGGCUUUCUCUAAACUCUGUAGUGUGCAUUUAAGUUACAGCAUAUAAAUUAAGAGUCAAAAAGCUUCUUUUAAAAACCAUAUCGCUUCAGUUACUUGUGUCCCAUCAUUAGGCCUGACAUGCUGCAGAUCAGGACAGACUUUUGGGUUACCGGAAAUUUGUUUGAAAGAAAUUUGGUAGAUGGCAAAUAUAUUUACGAAUGUUGUUUUUUUUUUAAUGGAACUUAGGUUGGACAGAAAUUUUUGUUCAAGUUUAUUUUUAGUGUCGUUUUAGAGGUGGAGUUAGAAAUGGUGAGAUUUGUGCCAACAGAAGCUUUUUGGUAUGGAAUUUGGCUCGAAUUUUUUUUUUUUUUUUAAACGUUAAGUCUAAAAGUUGCAAGUGAGAAUCAGGGAAAUUUGUUCAAACAGAAUUUAGUUUAGCUGAGUUUUGUUUUAACUUGCAAAAUAGAAAUACACCCACUAAAAUUUUGAUUUAUUUCAAUAAGUUUUGGUACCAUUUCGAUUUUUUUUACUUUAUAGAAUGUCAGAUAAUCUCAUUUGUCAUGUGGGACCAAACUGAUCUCUAACAAAAAAAGCUAUUUUCUAAGGUAAUAAGUGGUAUAAACUUGACGUUUACGCCGUGUUUGGUAUAUAGGAGGUACUUAAAAUGGCCUCCUUGUCUGAAAUAACCUUAGAUAAAAGCACACAAAAUAAAUAAAAACUAGUACAGAAGUUGAUUGCUUGAUGAUACAUUUAUUGGAAUUGCAAAAACUUCAAAAAAACUUUCGUGCCCAUGUUGAUUUUAACUGGCAAAAGUGUUUUAACUAAACAAAGUGAAGAAAAAUAAUCAUGCAUCUGAUAGUACCAAAAAUGAAGUGAAUAAAAUAUGAACAGGAUUAAAAGUCAUGCUGUAAAUACAUGUGACUAUCCUCAUUAUUUUUUGUCUAAUGAUUCGUUGAAUUAUUUAAACCCGGCAACAGGUCUACUCUCUUCAGGUAAAACUACAGUUUAACAUUUUUAUUUAAAAAUCAAGCAAAUAUCCGGUAGAAAAACUUUUCUUAUCCGACUUGCACCUUUAGUAACUUAGCAAAGCAACAAAAUAACAAACAAAAAAUUUCUUUUCGACCAAAUUUCCAUCAAUCAAUUUUCCAUCGCCCAAAUUUAGUUCAAAUAAAUUUCCUGACACAAAAUGUUUAUUAUGGCCAUUCUGUUAUUUUAAUUGUUUGAAACAGUAUAAUCUAUAAUAAAAUGUUAAAUGGCUGAAAUCGACUUACUUAUUGACUGCAUCAUAUAUUACAGAGAAAACAAGCUUCUCUGGAGGGAGGUCGCCAUGUUGAGACAAAAACACCACAAGCAGCAACAAAUAGUCAACAAGGUCGGUGGCUUUUUAGCAACAGCUCUAUAUAUGGACCUUUCCUAAUAUUCGGGAAUCAUGGACAGUUACUAUAUUUUGUGCUCAGAAAUUCAGCCCUAUUGUCUAUUAGGCAUUAUUCAAACAAAGGAAUAACCAAUUCAUGGCCUCUGAGAUUCUGUGACAUAGUUCUCUUGACAGUUGUAUAUGAAAUAAAUUUAAAUAUAAUUUUGUAUUUUAAGUUCUCUUUUCUUCAAUGAAUUUUUUUAAGGUUUUUGCUUUGAAAAUAAAAAAAAUUAUUCAACCAUUAUGCACGUCUUUUAAUUUUAGUCCAAUGUUUUAAUUCAUUAAUUUAAAAAUUUAAUUAAUGGAAUUUUUUUUAAAUUCCAACUACCAAAAUUGUUUCCUUAAUCUUUGAGUUAAUUUUAAGAACCUAGUGUUCUAGUUUAAGAACAUGUUCUAUUUAACUGAAUCAAUUUUGUUGCCUUUAUAUUUUUUGUUCUGGCUAGUUUUCUUUAAAUUGGUUCAUUUGAAUUAUGCCAUCCUUCUCCAGCUCAUUCAGUUCCUAGUGUCCCUUGUCAGUAACCGCACAGGUCUGACCAUUCCAACGAUACGGCGUGUUCCUCUUGCCAUUAAUGAUGUCAGCCAGCUUGCCAAGCAGAGCACUGCUAAUUCCCACCAGUCAUUUUUGGGUAAUGAGGAUGCUGUUCCCAAAAAUGAUAUGAUGGGUUUUAACGUAAGUUACAGUAGUGUUGUCGAGUAGGAUUAUUAAAAGAAAAUUAUUCAUAAAAAUAUAAAAAUUAUAGUCUUUUAUAAAAUUUAACUUAAAAAUCUGUCCUCCAUAUAUUAUUGCCAUAGCCAUACUCUGGCACACUAAGCUGUCAUCCUUAUAUUAUUACGGUAGCACUUAUGGCUUUUCUAUUUUGCUGAUCGGCCUCAUAAUGUUAUUGGAAUUAUAUCUGACUAGUUUUGUAUGUUAUAAAAUAAAUAAAUCAGUGAACAUUUUAAGAAACUGUUCCAACUACUCAUUUAUUCCUAAUGGAUUCAUUAACAUGCACAGAAAAAAAAACUGGUUGUCAAAUUAUUUAUUUAUAACUUAGCCUUGGGCACUCAUUACUCAAAGCUAGCUCAUUUGUUUGUACAUAUAAACCUGUGUAAGCAUCCAGAUAAUUACAUAAAACAGCAAGUGUUUGAUAAUGCUCUGGAUUUAUCCUAGUAGCUGUAAGACAGUGGAUCUCAACCUUCCUAAUGCCACGACCCCUGUAAAACAGUUCCUCAUGUUGUGGGGCUACUUUAUAAAUGUGUGUUUUUCCGAUGGUCGUCUGCAACCCCUGUGUAAGGGUUGUUCGAACCCCAAAGGGGUCGGGACCCACAGAUUGAGAACCCCUGCUGUAAGAUAAAUGUUUUUUUUUUGUUUUGUUUUUUUACUAAUAGGAACUUUACUUGUUUCACAGUUGAUUGGCAAGUUACUAUUUUAACAUGUUAUUUUUAUAUCACUAGAAAGUAUUGUUAUUUCAACAAUGUCUAAUUUGUAACAGAAUUCCCACAUAGAGUUAUCUUCACCAACUCAUAGUGUUGAUAUUACAGAUGAGCCUUUUACAGAUGAGCAAUACACCAUUGAAUCUGUGAGUAUAUACUUGCAAAAAGAUAUCAUGAUUGAUUAUGGUGGUCAUGUUCAACUGCAACUGACCAACUAUAUAUAGAAAGAGAAUAUUUAUAUGUAUAAUAUGUGUAAUGUUUAUGUUUAUAUGUAUGUAUAUACAUAUAUAUUUAUCAAUCACUCAAAGUUAUAUUUGCAAUGUCAUAGAGAGAGGAUAAUAAUAGAAAUGCGCUGCUUGUUUUUAUUGUUAAUUAUAUACAACAAUUUUUGUAACCGCUUUAGAAAAGCAAGUUUUUAAUUUUUGUUAUUUAAUUUUAAAAAUGUUUUACCAUGUUUUUUUUAACGUAUCAAAACAGGGUAAUAUUUGCAAAUUUUGCUAUGCAUACAUUAAACUGUAUUAUGUGAACGUAUCGCAGCUUAAUGAUUUCUGGAAUCUAUGGAUAAAGGAAGGGUUUAUUUUUUAAUAUCCUCUCUAUUAUGAUUUAUGGGGACUAAACAAAAUUAUAUUAAAUAUUUGUUGACCUAUUUCAGCCAAAAAUUGGAGAUUUUCUCUUACCACCAACGCCCAACAACAGUGGCCCCAUAAUUCAUGAGCUCACGGAAAACGCCCAGACCAUCCUGGUACCAGCGACUCAAUUAACUGUGGUAAACAUGCUUUCAUAGAAAUGUUUAGCUGAAAAUGGGAAAUAACUCCUACACAGAGUCUUAGGGUUUGAUUUCCAAAAUGCCUAUUGUCUGUUCCAGUCUGUCAAUCUGUGAACUGUGUUUCUGUCUAUCAGUGUGUGAACUAUCAGUUUUUAUCAUUUUGAAAAAACUUUUCUACCAUUCAAAUUUGACUUUUUAAAUCAAAACUUUUUGACGAUGGUUACCAAACUUUUGCGACUCUCAGCCCUCUUGCUGAAUCUGGGUUUUUUCUCGGCUCUCCAUGUCAAAUAGUAGCCAGUACACUAUAAAAAAAAUGCAAAUGAUAUUAUAAAAAUCAAACACUUUGACUAGACAAAACUAUUUAUACCUUGACACAAAGUACACGGUAAAAGUGCAAGAAACCAAUAAUUUAAUUAUUGUUAAGCACCUUUUAGUUACCAUUUGCAAAACAUUUACUGCUGAGUUACUGCUUUGCACAAAGACCUAUCACGGUGAAUUCAAAAUGAAAUUAAAAUACAGGUAAUCAAAAUUGAGUAAUUUGUCGCUGCAUCCCUGUGAGAUAGCCACUCACCCCAUUGUGCCACGAUGCACACUUUGGGAACCACUGCUUAAGUGUAUUCCUUAUUUACCCAGCUCAUUUCUCUUGACAUUUGAGAGUAGAAUAAGAAAAAUUCAAAGUCUCUGUAAAAUAUUCUAUUUAUUAUAUUCUAAUAAAAUAUUCUAAAAUAUAUUUUUUGUAAUAUCUUUCUUUGGUAGCCAUUUGAAGUUGAAAUGUCUUAUCUUAAAGUAAAGAAAAUUAAAGGUGAGCUAAUGAUUUUUUUGUAUAUUUUUAAAGGUGAACCCUGAAGUGAAAGUCUCAGAUGAUGAUCUGCUUACAUCAAUUUUAAAGUCCGAACCAGUUAGUACAAUUUUAUCUUCUAUUUAAGUUAAGUGUUGAAAUAAAUAGUCUCUAGAUUAAAUUGAAAUAGAUAGGCUCUGGAUCAAAUUGAUAUAGCCUCUGGAUCAAAUUGAAAUAUAGUCCUGGAUCAAAUUGAAAUAGUUUCUUGAUCAAAUUUAAAUAGUGUCUGGAUCAAGCUCUCUUCAACUGUUUACAGGAGUAAAUAUUUGGUUCCAUCCUGUUGCAGAACAGAUUGAGGGGGAAAGGCGCCACACCUUACUUGUCAUAUACCAGUAAAAUAUAUGUGAUUAGUGGCAGAUGCAUUGCCGCUCCCUUCCUACCUAGGUGAUAUGAUGUAUAAUAUCUAAAUGUUGAGGCAAAAAAAAAAGGCACGCACUGUAAAAAGUGCACACAGCCCUUCAACUAAGUUAGAAAAAGAAAAAAAUGUUUAUUUAACCUCUGUCAAUGUCUCUUACUGGGUCUUUCUAUUACUCUGUCAUCUUCAACUCCACUAAAUUGACUUUAGCUGCCUUGUACACAUUACUUUCUCUUAUACCAGCCAGGCUUUUCUCUGAGCCUCCUGCUACCCCAGCAGAGAAUGCUUAAUGAGCUUGAUGUACACUCACCAGCCUGGCUGCUUGUUUGGCUGGAAACUGAAGAACUUGCCUUGUAUACCACAGUUUAAUGAUCUUCAACCAUUUUGCCAUUGUGUAUUCCAGGAAACACCUCCUCCUGCUCCUCCUGUGGUGCAGAGGAACAUCUCGGUGCUGGCGCAGCCUCCCAUCAUACCUAAAGUCACAGCAACUUUGCCAGAUCCUCUGAAUUUUUUAAUGUCUCCAAAAAUAGAGGCUGCUCCUUCUUUAGAAGAUGCCCUGAACUAUGGCCUCAAUGUUCCGUCUAGUUCCGGCAGCUCCGUCUCCACAGCACCUCAGUCAGCCACAGGUUCACAGAAGGUAAGGAAUUGAUAUCUGUUUUGAGAAAGCCCCGAAAGUGUUAUGUAAACUAACUAGCAAAAUGUUAAUAUGGAUAGGGGUGGUCAAGUGGUCUGAACUGAGUCAAUCCCAAGCUUGUGGUCUGAACUGAGUCAAUCCCAAGCUUGUGGUCUGAACUGAGUCAAUCCCAAGCUUGUGGUCUGAACUGAGUCAAUCCCAAGCUUGUUGUCUGAACUGAGUCAAUCCCAAGCUUGGGGUCUGAACUGAGUCAAUCCCAAGCUUGUGGUCUGAACUGAGUCAAUCCCAAGCUUGUGGUCUGGAGUUCAAUCCCCACCAAAGACCUAGACAUGCAAAAACAUCACCAGUGAUUUGCUGUCUAGGAAACCAGCUUAUAGGCCUAUAGAAAAAAUCACAGUCCUGUGACUUUUGUGAUUUAGUUCUGCCAAGUCCGCACCAUUGUCACAAUGUGACGGACCGACGCCAUUAAAAAAAAAUGAUUGUAAGACAUUUAAGUGUCAUGAGUCUUAAGUUGAAAAUGUUUAUUUCGAUUACUAACAAAUCUUAGUGAAUAUAUGUGUGUGUAUAUAUAUAUAUAGGUCUGAUUCCACUUUGUUGCAGCGCAAGAGAAAAAUAGUUACACUGCCACCAACCAACAUCAAGAAACUCAACAGUCAGGCCCCAGAUCCAAUCGGCACAAAAAGGGAAAUGUCUAAUGCUCAAGCGACCACCUUGAAAAAUCUGGUCAUGGCCAACUCUGACCUGAACUCUUCAGCCCCUGACGGUGUGGCGGCAACAUGUUCUGACGCCAGCCUGGCUGUGACUGCGCCCAAGGAUACAGAUGAUUUUACUCUCAGGUGCCAGAUAUUUUAAACAUUUAUGGGUGAAAUAGUUUUUGACUGUUACAGAAACAGUGAGUUGUAGUAGUGCUUCAAAAUUAUGCGAUUCAUAUGUCCUGAGUGAAUACAAUCUUAACAUCUUUAGCAUAAAUUUACUACUAACCUGAAGAACUAAAUGAAGCUAUCAUUUCAAAUUUAACAAAUAAAAAAAAAAAAUUUCAAUGAUGCCAAACAAUAUUUUUUCCCCAAAGUUUUUACAAAAUUUUUUAAAGUGUUUCUCAUAAUCAUUUGAAUAGACAUAGUGUUUGCUUUUGAACGACUUAUUGUAAGAUGUGUAAGAAAGUGAAUCUGUAGUGUCUCAAUAAUACAAGAAGGCUAAACAUUUAUGUUUUGAUGAAUUUUUUCGAAAUAUGGUCAAACCUAGCAUUCAGUGAGCUGUUUUAUUUAAGAAAGAUGAAUAAUGGCUCAGAAGAUGAAUACUGGCUCAGAAAGACCAUAUUAAAACAGAAGUUUUCAUCCAUUGUUUAUUGAUGCCAUUGUAUCUUCCCAGUUCUGAUCAGCUGGACUUAUUGUCUUCCGACCUUGAUGGACUAAAAGGCAUACUUCAAGAUCAAUACAAGGUGGACCCUUCCUUCCUCAUGGAGGUAAGAUAUUGCUUUAUUUUAAAAUUUUGGUUAUUUCGGUGCACAUGAUGAGGAAAACCCAAAGUAUUCUGAUACAUUUAUCCCAUGGGUUAAAAUUAGUGGGAUUUGAAUAUACCAUCCCUUCAUGCUUGGGCUGUGUCUUAUUCAUUUUCCAUCCUAAUGAGAGAAGAUUCUUUAUUAAUCCAAAUAAAUGGAAAUCUUUUUUAUUUUAUUGUUCGUAUUCAUUUUCAGCACAUAAAUAAAUACAUAUUUAAACCAAGACAACAUUUUAUAGUUAUAACAAUUUAAUCACAAGAAAUCUAAAGUAUUUCUCUAGUGAGAAAUCAGCCGUAAAUGAACUCCUUUAGUGACAAUAAUAACUUAACUAGUGAUCAUUUCGAUUUGGUAUUAUAUAAUAUGAGGCUAUCUCUGAGGAUAUUAAUUUGUUUUCUAUUAAAAUGCCUUAUACUUAUUUCAGCUCUUUGAUUCCUCCAAUCCAUGGCCCCUCUCUACAGACAAGGUAAUCUUUAAUUAUGGUGAUAAAAUCAUAAAAUUGGCAUAGUUUUCUGAAUUGGAAUGUGAAAGCUGAUAAUGUUUGAAAGGAAACUACUAUUUUAAGUAAUUUUGAAGAAAAAAAAUCUUGAUUAAAAUUGAGUGAAAAUUAACAUUACAGUAGUGCUAAGAUUGUCCAACACCUGCCACAGCUGUGUAAAGCAUAAAAGGGAAAAUAUCCCAGUUACUCCCCCACCCCCCCCCCCCCCUCUCUCUUUCCCAGAGCUUGUGUCCAGAGGACUUUGAAGAAGAUAUUUUUAAAGGAAUUUGAAAAAUUAUACACCUUUGAAAAUCCUGAACAAGAGGUGGCUGACAAUGGAAUUCAAUUGUUUUUCAGUGGCCUACACAGCAGUGUAAAAAUAAUACCAAAAACAAGUGAAGAGUUCCAUCAUAAAUCGGUUGAAUGCAAUCUAUUAUCAACUCAUCAUUUUUCUAUUAUUUAUGUAUUUUUGCCGCCUUUUAUUGCUAGCCUCAACAUAUAAUGGUAGUAUUUUUUUCUGCCAGGAUUUUGAUGAUCUUCGAACCGACAAUGAGAGAGAUGAAGCCGGUACUUCUGGCCAUGGCAACAUCACAGGUAGAACCAUCUUUAUGAUUCCACAGCAUAAAAAAAAUUUCUUCUUUGUCACUUUCUCUUAAAUAACAGGGUAUUGUUCCCUUCUUGGUUUUUUUUCUCUCAAAGCAAAUGCACCAUUGUUGCUCUAUUAUAAUUAAACUACCAAUGUGUACAAAACUAAAAUUUAAACAGAUUCCAGCAUAAACUACGCGCCAGGAACCCAGCAAAUCUUACAAGUUCAGUAAGGCAAACUGGGACAAGAUCAAACUAGAUCUCGCCGCCGCUGAACAGAUCAUCCUAAAAAAAUAUAACGAGGGAGAGGAUGUAGAUACAGUUAUGGUCGACCUUCAAAAAUACCUUAACCAACAGCAUAGAUCAAAAUAUCCCAUCAGUUACAGCAAAGAAUCCAUGUCAUCUACCAUGGCUAAACGCACGGCUCAAGAAGCUGCUGAAGAGAAAGAAAAGACUGUUGAAGAAAGCCCAAACUACCAACAACUGGACCCUGUACCGCCAGGUCCAGAAACAUUGUCGUAGGGAACUAAGAAGAGAAGAGUGGCAGUACAUAAAUGGAGUCAAUAAGGCCUCCAAGAAGGCCUCGAAAACAACAACACAAAACCCUUCUGGCGCUACAUUAAAUCCAGGAAGCAAGACAACAUAGGCGUAGCCCCCCUACUAGAAAACGGGCAACUUGUAAGUGAUGGCCAAUGCAAAGCAGCAAUUCUGCUAAAACAGUUUCAAUCCGUCUUCACCAAGAUCUCCACCACAGUCAUACCAUCCCUAAAAACCUUCAACUGGUACAAUAGGUCCCCUCAACAUUACUGAAACCGGAGUAGCAAAACUUCUCAAAAACCUGAAACCCAAUAAAGCGCUCGGACCUGACUGUAUCCCGAACAUUGUCCUGAAGACCCUGGCUGACAACAUCGCCCCAACCAUGACCCACAUUUCCAAAAGUCGCUUGACUCCGGCAAACUCCCUCUAGACUGGCUUGAUGCAAACAUCACUAGUGCCUACAAGAAAGGUGACCGUCAUAACCCAGCAAACUACCGCCCAAUAUCCCUGACCUCCGUUUCAUGCAAAAUCCUGGAACACAGCAUCUAUCGCCACAUCAUGAGCCACCUUGAACACUACAACAUUUUGACCAACCUAAAUCACGUUUUCUGCUCCGGAUUCUCAACGGAAACUCAGUUACUCAUCACCACCAAUGACCUCCUAGCCUCCUAUGACAAAGGCACCCAGGUUGACAUGGCAAUUCUCGACUUCUCCAAGGCUUUCGACACAGUUCCACACAGCCUUCUUCUACAUAAGCUCCACCACUAUGACAUUACCCGCAACCUUCACUCCUGGCUCUCAACAUUCCUAACACAACGUACCUUGCAAGUAGUGGUAGAUGGCGUCAAAUCAAGGAAAGCCACCGUAGACUCAGGAGUUCCACAAGGCACACUGCUGGGCCCCCUUCUCUUUCUCUGUCACAUAAACGACCUACCUGAUACAGUAAAUUCUAUAGUGCGGCUGUUCGCUGACCCUGUUUGCGGUCUUAUCUACAGAGAGAUAAACAGCAACAAUGACCACAACCACCUCCAAACAGAUUUGAAGUGCCUUUUGAAUUGGGCGGACAAAUGGGGCAUGAAAUUUAAUGAAACCAAAUGCUACACUAUGACCAUCUCAAGAAAAAAAACAUCAACUCAUAUUUACUCAGUAAACGAGACAAUCCUCCAACAAGUCAACAGGUAUCCAAUAGUCCAUACCUUGGAAUUAUCUUCUCAAAUAACCUAAAAUGGUCACCCCAUGUAAACAAAAUUUCAAAAAAAGCCAACUCCACCCUAGGUUUCAUCCGAAGAAAUCUGCGCCACUGCCCAACUACCUGCAAACGGAAUGCCUAUCUCGCACUCGUCCGUCCACUACUGGAAUAUGGUGCGAUCAUCUGGGACCCACACCUUAAGCAAGACGUGGACACGACAGAGCGAAUUCAACGUAACGCUGUGCGUUUAUGGCUUGCGACAACAAAUCCACCACUCCUGGCUUCGUCACUGGCCUCUUAAAAAGAUUUGACAUCCCUCCCCUUAAAGACAGAUGAGAGGGACUCCGCCUGACAUUCUUAUAUAAAGUGAUCAUGGGAUGUACAGCAGGCAUGUACACCACCCCACAGAAGCCAAGUAGACUGAUAAGAGCAAAACGCUCACUGAACACGGACUUCAGCACUGACAUUCCCAUAAACAAUUACACCAGAAACAAUAGCAAAUGCUUCAAAGUGCCUCAGUGCAACACAGUGCUGUAUCAACAAUCUUUCUUCCCAUGCACAAUAAUAACAUGGAACAACCUGAACGAUGCCACUGUGAACUCGACAUCAGUCGAAAGCUUCAAGGCUGCCCUGGCAUCAGCUAGGAGCUGUUAGAAUAGCAACAUCAUACCCCCAACCGUUGCAAAGAUGCCAGUACAUGGAUGCGGCAACAUAACAUAACCAAAACUAGGAUAUUAGCUAAAUCUCUCUGUACGCCAUUGGAUAACAUUUAAAAAGGAGUUGUUUUCUUGGUGUUUAAAUUUCCUAUGAUCAGAAAUCUUUUUUAAAUGGAUUUAUUAAAUUGUAUUCCCUUACUGGAAUACAGACUUUAUCAGUUAAUAUGCAUGUAUGGUUAAUUAAUGGCAAUUUUAAAAUGAAAUUAUUAUUUAACAUUAGAAUUAAUCAUUCCAGUAUCUCUAAUGAACUUUAUCUUCAUUUGAAUUAUAAAUAUACAUUGGACCCCGCUAUAGUACACCCUGGCCCUGCUUUACUGCAAAUUGGGAUAGAUCACAGUUGGGACAUGGCUUCUGAAAUUUCGUGUGGAAAAAAAAUAGCAUACAAAAAAAAAAUUAUCACAAUCCCAAAUCCACUUAAUCAAGCUAGUCCAACUUUCAACACCGCGUAACUCACCAAUCACAAGAGAUUCAAAAAAUCCUUUUUUUUUUUUUUUUAAAAAACCAAAUCAUCUAUUACCCCUCUAUACUUUUAAUUCUUACUUCUUUCACUUUUUUUUAAUUUUAAGUGAAUUGGUUCAUCCCAUUGUCUCAUAAUAAUUCUCUUGACAUAAAUUUGUUUUCACUUACAAGGAUAGAUUAUUAUUUGUAAAAUGUAUUUUAUCACGUCCAUAUUCCCACUAAACAACUAUUGAGUAUGACAGAGAUGUUUUUAUUUUACAGUAAUAUCUUGAAUUUUACGAAAUGUACACCGACAUGAGGCUAAUAGGACCUUGAACAUGAUAAUGUCAAGAGUUUUAAAAUAAAUGUAUUUUGACUUUUUGCUAAAAGGGCUAUAUAAAAAUGUUAAAUCGUUUUGUGAUUAGUUUUUAUUUGACUUACAAAUGAAUAGUUUUUCAAUGACUUACUUACCCAUCAAAACUAUCAAAAUUAGCCUCUGCCGGUGUUCACAUUGUCUUUUAAACCUUACAGAUCACUGCAGGCAUAUUUAUCUUUAGAUAAUAAUGUGGAUUUGUUUCUUUCCAUCCUUGAUCGCAAACUGCAGGAACCGAACUAGUGGAGUACAACCCGCGAGACGAUCUGUUUCCUGAACUGCUGGAUGACAACAUUAUGGGUGACAUUGAUGACAUUGACUAGACAGAUGGCAGGGCCCCGUAGUGCUGGCAUAUGUGAACAUGUCCGUAUGCCGCUCUACUCGACGAUGUAUGCUGAGCUGUCAUGUAGAGCUUGAUGCUGCUCCAAUCCUUCCAAGUAUUCAAAUGUGCUACGAGUUCAGCCAUGCUGGGGGGAGCUUCAAGCUGUUACUUGUCCAAUGAGCUGGUCACUUCAGUGCCAUAGGGAUAAUGAGCCAUAAUGUGAGUUGAGUUGGGCCUCUCCACCAAACAUUUUUCAAGCAUUGUUUGUUCUUUGCUGCUAUGACAUUCACAGUGUUUUUUGGCCACACACGAUGUCGGUUACAUAUCACACACCUAUGCCCCCUGGGAAAGUGCCUGUCAAGUGAGGCGGGGCCGGCUGGAGAAAAGGAGGCAUUGGUGUGCACAGGCAGACGCAUCAAAAUUGUUUAUUGUUCUUAUACCAAGUUACAGACUGUCUCAUGGCUUUCCCUUUUGUGGUUUUUAUCCGAGAAUACAUAAUGCAGUGGUAUCUAAUAUCUGUUCUUGCUUCCAUGUUAAGUGUAUCACACAAUAGCUUUUGUAGCCCUUGCCGUAAGAUCUAAGCAUUGACAGCUAGCUAUAUUCGAUAGAAUCAUUGUUAAUAAAGAGUACUGUACCCUUUAAUGCCUUCCCUACUUGUUAAUCUGUGCAGUUAAUAAUUUAUGGUGCAUUUUUAUAUGAAAAAGAUUGAAAAGAGAUUUUUUUUUUUUUUUAAUAAUUUUUAAAAAUUUGCUUUGCAUCGGUC
Messenger RNA from Lymnaea stagnalis (great pond snail), 15146 nucleotides. Lineage: Eukaryota; Metazoa; Mollusca; Gastropoda; Lymnaeidae. The record is from the annotation of a GenBank genome assembly.